AUGGCAGAAGGAGUGUGUAAGCCCGAGGAGGAUGAAGGACCGUGCACCGAGGAGGACUGCCAGUCUUUCCACGGAGUCGGCGUGUGCAAAUGGUUCAACGUCCGCAUGGGCUUCGGGUUCCUGUCCAUGACGGACCGGGAGGGAGUGCCUCUGGAAGAACCGGUCGACGUAUUUGUCCAUCAGAGCAAGUUGCACAUGGAGGGCUUCCGCAGCUUGAAAGAAGGCGAAGCUGUCGAUUUUAGCUUCAAGAAGUCAUCAAAGGGCCUGGAGUCGCAGCAAGUUACCGGGCCCGAUGGCAUCCACUGUGUGGGCAGCGAGAGGAGACCCAAAGGCAAGAAGGUCCAGAAGCGACGCUCAAAGGGAGAUAGGUGCUAUAACUGUGGAGACCUGGACCACCAUGCCAAAGAGUGCAAGUUGCCACCCCAGCCCAAGAAGUGCCAUUUCUGCCAGAGCAUCGACCACAUGGUUGCCAACUGCCCAAUCAAAGCACAACAGUCGUCGCCAGGAUCUCAGGGAAAACCGCCCCCCUCGAAAGGAGACAACGUGGAGGAGGGGGAGCACAGCCUCGCGGCACCGCCUCCCGAAGCCUCUGAUUAGGCGAGUUAUGGGGGAAGAGCAGAGGCCAAUCAAACUGCUUCGAUGGUGAGACGGGACACAUGGAUCCCCUUCCACCUGUCGAAGCUGCUUUUGAAACUACCUCAGGUUAAAAAAAGAAAAAUGCUGAUGAAGAAUGUUUUCUAAAGUUUUUGUUGAUUUGUUUUACGUUGGUGUAACACUCAGGAAUACUGCUGUAUUAUUGCACUCAGGACGCUUUCUAAAUGUUCGAAUCACUGCUGUUUGAGGCGUUGAGAUUGUAGUGCCAUAUAACAGAUUAUCUUUUUUAAGUAGAAUCUAUGUUUUGUUUUUAUGUGAAACUGCCCUUACAGUGGGUGGUCUACCUCAUUUUGUUUUGCGUAAUACUCAGUAAGUGUGUUUAAGUAUUAGAGUUACACUUUGGCUGCCUUACCAAUUAGUCCCCUUCCUGACUGUUACACCUGACUAUCCGACAAGGCAGGGACUUUAAAGUUGGGACCUCUGUAAUGAAUGUUACUUUGCAUAUCGCAUGGGGAGAGGGAGGGUUUGUGAAAACAUAUGGGAUGGGUUUUACGGUAUAGCUUAAGGCAAUAUAUUGGCGUAUGUCAAUAUUGCAAUCGACCAUCCAGUGAUCCUGGAGCGAAAUGAAUGUCAGACCAGAAGUGGUUUUUCAAACUGUCGGUCAAGUUAAUUUUUUUGUCAUUUUCAUUAUUUUUGUCCAGCCUUUUGCUGGCUGUCUAAAUGUGCCGAUCGACCUCAUGGUCUGCUACCAAAACUCAUUUGAACUGCUGAUGGUAAACCAAAUAUUCUCAUAAUACAGCUUUGGAGAUUAUUGGGA
Notothenia coriiceps (black rockcod) is the source of this 1411-nucleotide messenger RNA. RefSeq names its product lin-28 homolog Aa (gene lin28aa). The transcript has 4 exons. NCBI's taxonomy places the organism in Eukaryota, Metazoa, Chordata, Actinopteri, Perciformes, Nototheniidae. Bases 1 to 597 code for a protein of 198 amino acids. Gene Ontology annotation, biological process: pre-miRNA processing. Gene Ontology annotation, cellular component: cytoplasm; nucleus. The record is from RefSeq and is a predicted model, not a curated record. Gene Ontology annotation, molecular function: zinc ion binding; mRNA binding.